GAUAUUCAUUUGAUAUCGUAGAUGUUGAUCAAAUUUCAUAGAAGUUUACGAAAGUUUUGCGCCUUAUAUUUUGAAACGAAGGGAAUAUUUGUAAGAAAAGGAAAGGCAACAUUAAAGUUUACGUACAGACUCUCUUGCGGUGUGCCCUUGCUGUACAGGCUUGGUCUUCUCCUUAUUAUAAGCAUCAUUCUCCUUGAACCGUAAAAGAGAUGAUGAUGCAGGCGGCAUGGUGCUUCCGUGGGUGUCUCGUAUUUGAUUCCUAUAUAAAAGAUCGUUGUCUAAAGUGGUCACGACCGGACUGAUGGCUACUCUUCAUCUACCGUAUUUUAAUUUGCUUUACUGGAAAUGAUUCUUCACCGAAGCUGUCCAGAAAUAAGAAAUCCUGACUCCGCCAUGUUCUUUGCUUUGCUGCAACACUCUACACACAUCCAAUGGAGGAGGGGAGCAGCCGCGGCGGCGGCAAGCACUUCGUCCUCGUCCACGGCCUCUGCCACGGCGCCUGGUGCUGGUACAAGCUGGCCCCGCUGCUGGAGGCCGCGGGGCACCGCGUCACUGCAGUCGACCUCGCCGCGUCCGGCGUCCACCCGGCGCGCGCCCACGAGGUGCCGUCCUUCGAGGCCUACUCCCGGCCGCUCCUCGACGCCGUGGCGGAUGACGACGACAACAACAACAGGAGCCUGGUCCUCGUCGGCCACAGCUUCGGCGGGCUCAGCGUGGCGCUCGCCAUGGAGAGGUUCCCGCGCAAGGUCGCCGCCGCCGUGUUCCUGGCCGCGUCCAUGCCGUGCGCCGGCAAGCCCAUGGGCGUCACCAUCGAGGAGUUCUUUCGCCGGGUGACGCCGGAUUUCUUCAUGGACAGCGAGACUCUUGUCCUGGACACCGAUCAAGGCCCUCAAACCGCAGUUCUGCUCGGGCCCAAAUUGCUCGCAGCAAAGCUCUACGACCGGAGCUCAACGGAGGAUGUGACGCUGGCGAGGAUGCUGGUGAGGCCCGGGAACCAGUUCAGGGACGACCCGAUGAUGAAGGACGAGGCGUUGCUGACGGCCGGCAACUACGGGUCGGUGAAGAAGGUGUACGUGGUGGUCAUGGCCGACGCCUGCAGCAGCGAGGAGGAGCAGCGCUGGAUGGUCGGCCUCAGCCCCGACACGGAGGUCCGGGAGAUCGCCGGCGCCGACCACAUGGCCAUGUGCUCCAAGCCCAGCGAGCUCUGCCAUGUCCUGCUCCGGGUCGCCAGCGAGUGCGCCUGAGCCGGCAUACAUGGUUACAUAAAGGCUUGUGUAAACUGUAUCAAAACUGUUGAGAGUUGGUGAUGGUAAUUCGCCACCGGUCAAAACACUCGACCUUCUUGCUUA
Molecule: messenger RNA, 1349 nt
Organism: Brachypodium distachyon (stiff brome)
Lineage: Eukaryota; Viridiplantae; Streptophyta; Magnoliopsida; Poales; Poaceae
Product: probable esterase PIR7A
Exons: 3
Coding region: 432-1244 (270 amino acids)
Biological process (GO): jasmonic acid metabolic process; salicylic acid metabolic process
Molecular function (GO): methyl jasmonate esterase activity; methyl salicylate esterase activity; methyl indole-3-acetate esterase activity
Source: RefSeq, a predicted model, not a curated record